GAGUGAGAGGCGACAGUCACGACGACUGCAGCAGCUGGUUAAAGUGAUAUAAUCUUGUGUUAUGAAAUUUAAGUUUUCCGGGAAACAUCAGGGGAUUAUGGAACCACAACAUAGAAGGUCAUUGCGCUUUUUCGAUCAGUUUUGCGCUCAUUCUUAGUAAUUGUUUUAAUUUCCAAAGCCACUUGAAAUGAAGAAUACUUGUGAUUUAACAAAAUUAACAAUGUAUUUGUGUUGAUCCAUGGAUUUACACUUAUCUGGUAUGGAGGAACUGGGUCAUCAACAUGAGUUUUGAUACUGCUAAUGAUGCCAACUUCUGGAGUAACGGGUCCUCUGAGCUGUACGCAGAGACACCAGGACCGUUGUCUGCAAAUAAUUCAAAUUUGACCACAGCGAAUUACACAGACACGAAUCCUCUGGACCUUACCCGAGCCGUGUCAGUUGGUAUGGUUCUGGGCGCUUUCAUUUUGUUCGCAAUCGUGGGCAACAUACUCGUAAUACUUUCCGUUGUGUGCAACAGACACCUGCGUAUCCCAACGAACUAUUUCAUUAUCAACCUAGCAAUUGCAGACCUGUUACUGGGUACCACAGUUCUGCCCGUGUCCGCAACACUGGAGAUUCUCGACUACUGGGUAUUCGGGAGGAUCUUCUGUGACAUCUGGGCAGCAGUGGACGUGUUAUGUUGCACGGCCUCCAUCAUGAGCCUGUGCGUAAUAUCCAUAGACCGUUAUAUAGGCGUGCGCUACCCACUGCAGUACCCCUGUAUAGUAACGGAGAAAAGAGCCAUUUUGGCCAUGCUCGGUGUGUGGGUUCUCGCCACUGUCAUCUCCAUCGGACCUCUGCUCGGGUGGAAACAACCACCCUCAAAUGAUGACACCGUUUGCCCCAUCACCGAAGAGCCCUUUUACGCACUCUUCUCCUCCCUGGGUUCAUUUUACAUACCUCUGGCUGUCAUCCUGUGCAUGUACUGCCAGGUUUAUGUAGUUGCCAAACGGACCACUAAGAACUUGGAGGCGGGGGUCAUGAAAGAACGCAUGGACUCGAAUGAGCUCACGCUCAGGAUCCACUGCAAAAACGCACAGCUGCAAGAAUACUGCGUCACGGGCAAAGGCCAGGCGCGGAGCACACUAACGGUGAAACUGCUCAAGUUCUCCCGAGAGAAGAAAGCUGCUAAAACUCUGGGUGUGGUGGUAGGCAUGUUUAUUCUCUGCUGGCUGCCAUUCUUCCUCGUGCUGCCCAUCGGGUCGUUCAACGCCAACCUGCGUCCCUCGGAGACGUUCUUCAAGGUGAUCUUCUGGCUGGGCUACUUCAACAGCUGCCUGAACCCCAUCAUCUACCCCUGCUACAGCCGAGAGUUCAAGCAGGCCUUUAUACGUAUCCUUAAGUGCCGCUGCCAUCAGAAGAAGAAGCAGAAAGGUUGGAAUGCCUACUACAACCAACGUUCCUCUCGCCUGGGCUCCACCAAUACCUCCUACCUGAACGGAAGUCAGCAGACCCUGUCCUCCGUCAACCCCAGCCCUCACUGUGUCAGCAAAGUGACUGGCUCUCGCCUAGAGCCUGGGUUUGACCUCAACUCCCCAUCCCCCUGCACGUCUCUGCCCGGGAGCCCUUUCACUGGCCAGAUGAGAGCCCUCCCUGGGGCUGUCUACCAGAGCACCAGCAGAAAUAACAGAGUCCACCUGGUCUCUCCCCUGGCCAGGGAGUCAGUUCAUGCCAAUGGACAGAGUAGGAAUGGAGAGGUGGAGCAUGGAUCAAUCAGGGCAACACCUGACACAAUUAUGUAAUGACUGUGUGGGGCACCAGUCAUAAGCCUGGACAAUAUCACAUUUACAUUACAUUUAAGUCAUUUAGCAGACGCUCUUAUCCAGAGCGACUUACAGAUUGGUGCUUUCACCUUAUGACAUCCAGUGGAACAGCCACUUUAUAUCGUUUAAUAGUCUGUACUAAUGCUGGCAUGAUAAAUUUUUUAGAGACACUAUACAUUGGAUCAUUGUAAAUGUCUAAAUGCAAUAUGGACAGCAGCCUAACUACUGUAGCAGUAUGGAUUGAAGAUGUCCACAUCACAAUGUUUUUCCCUGAGUAUUUAUUACUAAGAAUCUGGUUGCUUCUAGUUCCAUGUCCUCCAAAUGUCAUCGUCAAUAGGUCUUUUGGACAAUUUUAGACAGAACACUGAGGUUCUCUGCUACUGCACAAAACAUUUGCAGAACAAUGUGUGCAGCUCUGGCACAUACUAACUAGACCCUUGAAAGACUCCAUGAAAAAGGGACCAACUGUACCCACGUUUUGACUUGGGUUGCACUGCUCUGCAUUUGUAACAGAUAUACAUACAGUUGAAGUCGGAGGUUUACAUACACCGUAGCCAAAUACAUUUCAGUUUUUCACAUUUCCUGACAUUUAAUCUUAGUAAAAAUUCCCUGUCUUAAGUCAGUUAGGAUAAUCACUUUAUUUUAAGAAUGUGAAAUGUCAGAAUAAUAGUAGAGAGAAUGAUUUAUUUCAGCUUUUAUUUCUUUCAUGACAUUCCCAGUGGGUCAGAAGUUUAAAUACACUCAAUUAGUAUUUGGUAGCAUUGCCUUUAAAUUGUUUAACUUGGGUAAAACAUUUCGGGUAGCCUUCCGCAAGCUUCCCACAGUAAGUUGGGUGAAUUUUGGCCCAUUCAUCCUGACAGAGCUGGUGUAACUGAGUCAGGUCUGUAGGCCUCCUUGCUCGCACAUGCUUUUUCGGUUCUGCACACAAAAUGUCUAUAGGAUUGAGGUCAGGGCUUUGUGAUGGCCACUCCAAUACCUUGACUUUGUUGUCCUUAAGCCAUUUUGCCACAACAUUGUAAGGAUGCUUGGGGUCAUUGUCCAUUUGGAAGACCCAUUUACGACCAAGCUUUAACUUCCUGACAGAUGUCUUGAGAUGUUGCUUCAAUAUAUCCACAUAAUUUUAUUUCCCCAUGAUGCCAUCUAUUUUGUGAAGUGCACCAGUCCCUCCUGCAGCAAAGCAUCCCCACAACAUGAUGCUGCCACCCCCGUGCUUCAUGGUUGGGAUGGUGUUCUUCGGCUUGCAAGCCUCCCCCUUUUUCCUCCAAACAUAACGAUGGUCAUUAUGGCCAAACAGUUCUAUUUUUGUUUCAUCAGACCAGAGAACAUUUCUCCAAAAAGUAUGAUCUUUGUCCCCAUGUGCAGUUGCAAACCGUAGUCUGGCUUUUUCCAUGGCAGUUUUGGAGCAGUGGCUUCUUCCUUGCUGAGUGGCCUUUCAGGUUAUGUCGAUAUAGGACUAGUUUUACUGUGGAUAUAGACAAUUUUGUACCUGUUUCCUCCAGCAUCUUCACAAGGUCCUUUGCUGUUGUUCUGGGAUUGAUUUGCACUUUCGCACCAAAGUACGUUCAUCUCUAGGAGACAGAACGCGUCUCCUUCCUGAGCGGUAUGAUGGCUGCGUGGUCCCAUAGUGUUGAUACUUGCAUACUAUUGUUUGUACAGAUGAAUGUGGUACCUUCAGGCAUUUGGAAAUUGCUCCCAAGGAUGAACCAGACUUAUGGAGGUCUAAAAAAAUAAUUCUGGGGUCUUGGCUGAUUUAAUUUGAUUUUCCUAUGAUGUCAAGCAAAGAGGCACUGACUUUGAAGGUAGGCCUUGAAAUACAUCCACAGGUACACCUCCAAUUGACUCAAAUGAUGUCAAUUAGCCUAUCAGAAUCUUCUAAAGGUAUGACAUCAUUUUCUGGAAUUUUCCAAGCUGUUUAAAGGCACAGUCAACUUAGUGUAUGUAAACUUCUGACCCACUGGAAUUGUGAUAUAGUGAAUUAUGAAAUAAUCUGUCUGUAAAAGUGAAAUAAUCUGUCCGUAAACAAUUGUUGGAAAAAUUACUUGUGUCAUGCACACAGUAGAUGUCCUAACCGACUUGCCAAAACUAUAUUUUGUUAACAAGAAAUUUGUGGAGUGGCUGAAAAAUGAGUUUUAAUGACUCCAACUUAAGUGUAUGUAAACCUCCGACUUCAACUGUAUAUAUAUAUUUUUUUUAAAGGCAUGUCUCUACAAAUGUUUUUAGGGUGAAGAAAGUUUCCUCGUAGUCAUAAUGAAUUUGCUCUAUUUGUAUGUUUGGUGAAAGUCAUGGCAUUGUGUUGAGAUCAUUCAGGUUCAUUAUUGACAUGAAUCCCAGUGUGCAUUUGGGUUUGUUCUCUCAAUUUAAGAAUCUAUUUGGAGCAUUCCAUAACAACCACUGUGUAAUGUAAUAUUGAAAAUGCAUUUUUAGGUAUUAGUAUCGCAUGUGGUGUAUCUUGAUAUACAGUGUCUUAUAGCAGCGUUUGGGAUUGAUGUUUAUUUAUUACAAUUUAGGUGGUGAUGGAGAUGUUAUUUUAUGUGAAGGGGAAUGUACUUUUAAUCUCAAACAAUUUAGAAGGACAAUGCAGUAACAACAUAACUAUGUUGACAAAUAAAAUCGAUCUUAAAGAUGCUCAGUGGCUGUUCAGAUGGAUCUACAGUACAUGGAUCUACAGUACAUGGAUCUACAGUACAUAGAUCUACAGUACAUGGAUCUACAGAACAUGGAUCUACAGUACAUGGAUCUACAGUACAUAGAUCUACAGUACAUGGAUCUACAGUACAUAGAUCUACAGCACAUGGAUCUACAGUACAUAGAUCUACAGUACAUAGAUCUACAGUACAUAGAUCUACAGCACAUGGAUCUACAGUACAUAGAUCUACAGUACAUAGAUCUACAGUACAUGGAUCUACAGUAUAUUUAAGGAUAUUGUCAACUCAAAUGCCCUAAUUACUCUCUUGAAAAUAUGUAGUCAUAUUAAAAUGUAUCAAUCUUAAUUCAGACCAAGUAUUAUUUUUUAAAGAUUACUUAUCCCACUAUGGUGACUCUAACCAAAUGAAGGGGAACGGAAACGUAUAUUUACUAUUUCAUUACACACACAGCCACACACACACACUCUCACACACACACACACACACAGACACACACAGCCACGCACGCACGCACGCACGCACGCACGCACGCACGCACGCACGCACGCACGCACACACACACACGCACACACACACACACACACACACACACAGCCACACACGCACACACACACACAGCCACGCACGCAAGCACGCACGCACGCGCACACACACACACACACACACACACACACACACACACACACCCUCCCUGGUGCACCCCAUAACUCGGCCCACUCACUAUACAUUCUUUCAAGACACAGAUAAGACAGCACAGAGGUGAAAUGUGUCAAAAGAAAUGGCGUAGUUGUACAUAAUGUUCUUUUGUAAAUGGUUUUGAGUGCAGAGGUUAAAUAAACUUGAUUUAUAAAUGUU
Molecule: messenger RNA, 5302 nt
Organism: Oncorhynchus nerka (sockeye salmon)
Lineage: Eukaryota; Metazoa; Chordata; Actinopteri; Salmoniformes; Salmonidae
Product: alpha-1A adrenergic receptor-like
Exons: 2
Coding region: 282-1781 (499 amino acids)
Biological process (GO): cell-cell signaling; positive regulation of MAPK cascade; positive regulation of heart rate by epinephrine-norepinephrine
Cellular component (GO): plasma membrane
Molecular function (GO): alpha1-adrenergic receptor activity
Source: RefSeq, a predicted model, not a curated record